AAAAAACCAAGCCGAAUGCAAAUUAUCUGGAGUAGAUCGUCAGUGACGCUCAGGUCGACGUUGCCGCGAAACAUGCUGCCGACGGAAGAGCAGCUGACGCACCACCAAGAAUACAAUCUUAUCCUCGACUGCCUGCCUUGGCCAUCGGUGCGCGCCAAGGUAAUCAAGCUCAUCCACAUGGGCGUCUUGGAUUCCGACGACUUCAAAAAGGACCUCGUUUGCGCUGGCACGGGCGAAGGGUGGAUGCGAGCCAGCUUCCGCAUCCAUGGCGUCAGUGCCGACGACGACUUUGCUUUCAAUGGCGAGGCCGCGCGCGAAAUCACCAUGGACCCGGAGUCCUGGGAGUGCGCAGAGGACUGGAUCCGCAAAUAUUGGUUCAUCAUCAAUCAGGACAUUGUCAGGCGAACGAAUUUCUGGCGAAGAAUUGACGGAAAGCCGCCAAUCAGGCUGCAGCUACCUGUCGCCGAGGAUUAGCUGUCCGCCUUCCUGGUUGUUUGUACGAUAUCGAUCUUCCCCGGCCCUGACAAAAUGUCUGUACCUCUGACUACAAUUGUAUUACCUUUGACCACCAUUCAUUCAGUCUCUGCUGGAUGAACAGAUCGGAUCGGGGCGGGGGCCUGCAUCGAAUGGC
Acaromyces ingoldii is the source of this 631-nucleotide messenger RNA. RefSeq lists its product as hypothetical. Bases 73 to 474 code for a protein of 133 amino acids. The transcript has a single exon. The record is from RefSeq and is a predicted model, not a curated record. Lineage: Eukaryota; Fungi; Basidiomycota; Exobasidiomycetes; Exobasidiales; Cryptobasidiaceae.